UUCGAGUGGUCGAAUUGUGAUUUUUUUUUUUUUUGGUUCAAUUUCAAUUCAAGAAACUCUACUUUUUUUUGUCCUCCGCACAGCAUGAACUUCAUCUUGAGACUAUUAUGCAUUGGAUCUGCAUUGGUUGUAGUUUCAACGGCUACCCUCACAUUUGAUCCCGAUUUGAUCUGCACACUUGUCGUCAAUGGGACAAAAAUGAAUGACCCGAGGGCCUGCAAUGCCUGGGUUCAGUGUAUUGACGAGAAGCCCGUUAAUGGCACCUGUAGCGGAGAUCUUUUCUAUGACAGAGAGACCCAAACGUGUGUGGAUUCCAGUAGUAUUGAUUGCAUAUCAAGUGAACCUUGUGCGGCAGAACCCAAUGGCUUUGCCGCUGAUCCUUAUACGUGCAAUGGAUAUUAUUAUUGCAUUAAUGGCACUGGAUCGCAUGGCACAUGCGGCACUGGAAUGAACUAUAAUCCUGCCACUAUGCAUUGCAUUCGGGACUUUCCAUGCGAAGAGAAAAUGGAUCCGGAUAGCUUGUGCAAUAUAUUGCCCGACGGUGUCUUUAUAAAGGAUACAAAUAAUUGCAAUGGCUAUCAGAUGUGCUGGAAGAGCAAGAUCAUAAAUGGCACCUGUCCGGGAACAUUUCUGUUCAAUGCCCAGAAGGCCGAAUGCGUCUAUCCGCAGACUGUGGAGUGCACAAUUACGGAAAGCCCGCCUGUUACUGUAGCAAGUGGGAUUUGCGCCAAGGCUGGUGAUUUCAUAUCGGAUAAUGAGACAUGUAAUGGCUACUACUAUUGCCAUGAACUGGAGACGGGUGAAUUUACUUUGGAGCAUGGCGUUUGUCCUGACGGUCGAUUCUUUUACGAGUCGGACGACGGCGGAGUUUGUGCGCCACGAUCCAAAGUUAACUGCCCUUACGAUCGAUGUGUCGAUUUGGGCAAUACGACAAUCCAAUUGGCCAACGAGUCGGAUGAUGAUUGUCGUGGAUAUUUGAUCUGUCAGGAUGGCACCAGCAUCGGCAGCGGCAUUUGUCCCACCGAUGAGUAUUUCGAUGAGGUGACUCAGCGCUGUAGUACGCAGGUGAUAUCUUAUCCAGCCUGCGAGCUAUCAUCAUCAUCAUCAUCAUCAUCAUCCUCAUCAUCGGCGACAACAACAAGCGAAACAGCGACAGAUGGCUCGUCUUCGGCGGAUAGUGAGGCAAGUUCGUCGACUACGAUCAAUGGAUCGUAAUCCUAGAUAACGCACUAGUUUUUAAUUAGACACUCACUUAGCGUGAGUUUCACGAAAAAAAAAAUAAAUAAACAAACAAAUCGUCAAUGUCAGGCGAGCCUUAUCAUACUUUUAUAAAUACAUAUACACAAAUCUCGUGA
Messenger RNA from Drosophila willistoni, 1355 nucleotides. Its product is annotated as peritrophin-44. The coding region runs from base 85 to 1215 and encodes 376 amino acids. The transcript has 2 exons. Lineage: Eukaryota; Metazoa; Arthropoda; Insecta; Diptera; Drosophilidae. Gene Ontology annotation, molecular function: chitin binding. Gene Ontology annotation, cellular component: extracellular region. The record is from RefSeq and is a predicted model, not a curated record.